AAAAGUCCGUAUGCAAUGUCUAUUCAUAUACUUCGUCUGUUACUUCGUCUGUGAAACAUGGUUUUCUAUACAUUUAAUUACAAACAUAACCGAAGGAUGGAGACACUAGUGGGUUAGGAGUCUAGUACAUUGGAGGGCUUAAAGAAUGUUCACGCUUUUGAUUCAAUGUCGUGUUUGUAAGUGAUAUAUUUCGCUUAUUUUUGUUGUUUGGGAUUUAAAAGUGAUUUAGUUGACUUAUUGGCUAUGUUUCAAAAGUUCUAAGAAUCAUUGAAGCUAUCCUUAUUAAUUUUAUUCUUGUAUUCAUGUGUGAAUUCUAUGGUAAUCGUUUUGUAUGCAUAUAUAGUAAAAUAAAUAGACAAAAAGAUAUUGACAAUCUAUUAAUUUGGCAGUUAAAAGAGCGAUCACAAAACAGGAUAUUGUAAACAUGUGUUCAAUUAAAUGCCUAUAAUAAGUGAAAAUGACAUCAAUAGAGGCACGGAAAGAUUCUGUAAGUUCUUUGCAUCUACAAAAUUCAGCUGAAUCACAAAAAGAAAAUUCGCAAUUAACAAAUAUUCAAAACGGAGAAAAUCUUGUUGACACAAAUAAAGUAGUCACUACAGAUAUAAAAGACAAUAAAGAUGCACAAAAUAUUACAAAUUCUGAUCAGAAAAAAGGGAAAAAUGAGGAGAUGAUUAUUGUAGAAAAUAAUAAAAAAGUAAAAUGUAAUAUGAAUAAAAUAGAACAUAGGCAGAAUGCAGAAAAGUUGGAUGCAAUUUCUUCGGUUUCUGACAAUGAACUUAAGACAAAUAAAAAUGAAAAUGUAAAAGAAACUACAUCUAAAAGUGGAGCUAAUUUAAAGAGGACAAGACGAAAUAUUAGUACACAAGAAACAGAUAUAGCCCUAGAUGAAAGUAAUUCAAAAAAUAAACGAAAAAAAAAAAAUGUAAAUGAUAAAUUUUGUUGGCGAUGUCACAAAGAAUCUGUAGAAGCACAUUGUAGUGCUUGUCCUAGAUCAUGGCAUCGGAAAUGUAUAGGAAUGCAACAAUCAAUUAUUCAAAAUUGGAUAUGUGGAGAAUGUGCAGCUAUUUUGCAAGCAGAAAAUGCAGAAACACGUUCUACAGCUAUGGCACAGCUAUCGGUUGAUCAAUUAUGCUUGCUACUGAAACAUGUAGUUGAGAGAAUGAGAGAAUAUCCUGGUUCAGAACCAUUUUGGAAACCGGUAGAAUUGUCUGAAGCUCCAAAUUAUUUAGAUUAUGUAGUCAAACCAAUGGAUUUAAGUCUUUUAGAAUCAAAUGUUCAGUCUAAAUUAUAUGGUAGUACAGAUGCUUUCAUGGCUGAUGCCAAAUGGAUACAACACAAUUGCAUUGUGUUUAAUACAUGUGGUGGUGUAUAUACUGAUACAUCUAAAUUAACGAAUGCUGCAAAACAGAUUAUUAAAUUAGUACGUCAAGAAGUAUCAGAAAUUGAAGCCUGUCCUGAUUGUUAUGCUCAUGGUAGAAAUUUACCAAGACCACAUCCAGCAUGGUUUAUUGAACCCUGUCGUCAUCCUCAUCCACUUGUAUGGGCAAAGUUAAAAGGCUUUCCAUUUUGGCCUGCUAAAGCUAUGCCUCGAAUUAAUUCUCAAGGUUUUAUCGAUGUGCGAUUUUUUGGUGAACACGAUCGAGCAUGGGUUUCUCCACGAGAUUUAUAUUUAUAUUCAGAAGAACCACCUGUUCCAUUACCAAGAAAGAGAAAAUUAGAUAUGGAAGAAUGUGUUAACGAAAUUACUCGUCACUGUCGAAAGCUAGAGCUUGUAUUUGGUAAAUUUAAAUUUGCACCUCCUAGAGUGCAAUACAAUCCUCAUGACCCAAUGCAAAUAAAAUUAAUGUUACCCAAUUAUGAUCCUCUUCAUUCUAAUAAUUGUACAUCUUCACAACAUUUGACUCCUAAAAAGACACCAUUUGUUAAAAAGCGAAUGCACAUUAAAACUAAUCUGCAAAUAGAUUCUGAGCAAGUAAACAAUUCCGAUAUUGGAAAUAAAAUGUCAAUUAAAUUUAAUUCAAUUAACAAAGGAAACAAAAUUGAAAAUAAAUCAUCUAAAGUAGAACAAGAACCUGAUCAUUUUCAUGAAACUGAAUCAGUUACAAUUACAAGCAACAAUUUAAGUAAAUUAAUAAAAAAAGUAGUUAAAGAGGAUGUACAACCAGAUAAAAAUUUAUCAGCAAAUUUGGAGAAGGAGAUAAAAGAAGAUAUAAGCAAGCCAAGUACAAGUAAAACUAAUACUAAUAAUAUAAGUGAUGAAAACAGUAAUGCAAUAAAGUAUGACACAAAAGAAUCAAAUUUUGCAAUGCUGAAACAAGGUAAUAAUUUUGAAAAUGCAACAAACAAUAAUACAAAAUCUUUGGAGAAUUCAUCCUUGCAAGUAGUAGCAUCUUCAAAAAAGCAUGUGGCAAGAGAUAUUCACAUACCCAAACAGGAACUUCCCUUUAAAACGAAUAUAAAUAAAGGAGGAGUCGGUCAAAAGAAUAAUUUUAAAAAUAAUGAAAAUACAGAAAAAAUUUAUAAACCAAAGACUAGAAUAGUCGAUAAAAUGAAUGCAGAGAAAGCUUUAAAAUUUUCUACAACAGAACGAAGUCAGAAUAUAAUAAACUCGAUAAUAUCAAUGAAACAGCAAAAUAAUUCGACAACAUUAAAAAAUGGUUCUAAAAAUGAUAACAGUAAUUUAACAGCAUCAUCCAUUUCAAUAAUGACUAAUAAAACAUCAGUUAAUGCUGAUAUUAAUGGUGAUAUUGAUAUUCAUAGGAAAAAUGCUGCAGAUAAAUCUAUUGUAUUGCCUUCCGUAAAUGAUGAUAUGUCUAAUGUAAAAAAAAGUAUUGAGAAAACUAUUGAAGAGAGAAAAAAAAGCGAUACUUUAGUUCAAGUUCAACAAACUUCCAGAGACUCGUCAAGAACAAAGGAUCAAGAAAUAAAGGAAAGUAAAGCUAGAAAAUCAUUUCCUAAUAAGACUCGUAAUUAUCCACAACUCGUUCCUCAUUCAUCGACAAAUAUAUCCAGUUCCGUGGAAGCUAUUCAUCGAACUGAAAAUUGUAUUGAGUACCAAAUGUUACCACCAGAAGCAGGUCCUAUUAGUGCUCGUUUAUAUCAUGAUGCUCAAAAUUUAACUAAAAAAAUGGCUAAAUUAAUGGAAGAAGCAUAUAAGGAGGCAGUUCAAGAAAAUAGAAAUUGCGAGAGCCACACUGUGUCUGAAAAUCACCAGGCUACAGUACAUUUUCUAAAAUUACAAAUAGAACGGAUGAGAUGGCAACAUCAACAACAGUUAGCAGAAUUAAAACACAAUACUGAUAGGAUAUUACGAGAAAUGAAAGCAAGCUUAGAAGCCGAACGAUUACGUGCUGUUGAGGAAACUCGUAGAGAAGUUGAAAAAGAGAAGUUACGAUGUAUUGAAGAAAUCAAACGUAAACAAUGGUGUGCAAUGUGUGGUAGAGAAGCAUUAUUUUACUGUUGUUGGAACACUGCAUAUUGUGAUUAUCCUUGCCAACAAUCACAUUGGCCAAUGCAUAUGAGGACAUGUGCUCAAAAGCCUUCAUUUGCUACUAUUAUUACUAGUUCUUCAAAUUCAAAUCAACAGCAGAAUCAUAAUAUUAAAAUAAAUAGUCUUACUAAUAGGACAUACGAAUUGCCUCAUAAUAAACUAAAUGAGAUUUCAGCAUCACUAACUUUGUGUUUUUCUGAAACUGAAGGUGAUGGAAAUUCGUCAUAGUAUAUAUAUAAUAUGUAUGUGUGUAUAUAUUUAUAUAAAAUAUAUAAACAUACAUAUAAUAUAAUAUGAAUUGAU
This is a messenger RNA of Frieseomelitta varia, 3793 nucleotides long. It is a transcript of the gene Zmynd8, whose product is annotated as protein kinase C-binding protein 1. NCBI's taxonomy places the organism in Eukaryota, Metazoa, Arthropoda, Insecta, Hymenoptera, Apidae. Gene Ontology annotation, biological process: regulation of DNA-templated transcription. The coding region runs from base 458 to 3718 and encodes 1086 amino acids. Gene Ontology annotation, molecular function: protein binding. The record is from RefSeq and is a predicted model, not a curated record. The transcript has 8 exons.